AUUGUCUUAAUGUUGAAUUAGAGGAGGUCGGCCUAUAGUCUGCUCUUCUUUGUGUGACGAUAAAAUGCUUUAGGCUGAUUGCUGUAAAGAAAGCUGGGUUUGAGGGGAGCGCUCCUAAUGGAAAAUGGUGUUUAAACUUAAUUAAAUUGGGUUAAGUUGAAUUCGAGGUUUAGGCUUCACAACAUAUUAAGUAAUUGUAAAUGUCUUGUAUUUGUUUUUUGUUUAACUUGGUCCGACUCAUGCAAUAUCUAGGACGAUGGACACAAAUGAUGGCGAGCAAGACUGCAGUCCUGUUUACGUGCACAAUCCACACCUGGAGCAGAUGAAGGAUGACAUACUCUACCACUUCAAUCUAGGAACCGCAACCCACAACCUGCCUGCUAUGUUUGGCAAUGUCAAAUUUGUGUGUGUUGGAGGCAGUCCCUGGAGAAUGAAAGCAUUCAUUGAGUAUAUUGCUGCUGAGCUGGGUUUGGAAGACCCCAAAUCAGAGUACCCCAAUAUUUGUGCAGGAACGGACCGCUAUGCCAUGUACAAAGUUGGCCCCGUGCUCUCUGUCAGUCAUGGGAUGGGCAUCCCAUCCAUUUCCAUAAUGCUGCAUGAGCUAAUAAAGCUCCUUUAUCAUGCACAUUGUACAGAUGUUACAGUUAUUCGCAUUGGGACUUCAGGUGGAAUAGGGCUUGAGCCUGGCACUGUUGUUGUCACCAAGCAGUCUGUGGAUGCCACCUUCCUGCCCAAACUUGAGCAGGUGAUCUUGGGGAAGACAGUGGUGCGCAGCACCGAUCUGGACCAAGGUCUGGCUGAAGAGCUGUUCCAGUCCAGCAAGGAACUGAGCCAGUUUGAGACAGUCAUAGGAAACACCAUGUGUACACUGGAUUUCUAUGAAGGCCAAGCCCGUUUGGAUGGAGCUUUCUGUUCCUACUCUGAGAAGGACAAACAGGACUACCUGGCUGAAGCCUAUAAAGCAGGAGUCCGAAACAUCGAAAUGGAGUCCUCAGUGUUUGCUGCCAUGUGCAAGCUGAGUGGUCUACGAGCGGCUGUGGUGUGUGUGACGUUGCUGGAUCGUCUUAAGGGAGAUCAACUCAACAGCUCUCAUGAGGUUCUUCGCAAUUACCAACAGCGUCCUCAGAUACUGGUUGGCCACUACAUUAAAAAGCAGUUGAGUGCUUCAGGCAAGACCUAGGCUGAAACGAGCAUGAUUUGAAUUUUGGGCAUUUUCACUCAAAGAUGAUAAAACUGAAAACAAUGUAGGAAUUCAGAUCACUGUAAUUUUUUUGGAUGAACUUCUGUUCUUUCCUGGGCAUUACUUGAUAUGACCUGAAUAAUCACUGAAUUUGAAGUCAUGCACUUCAUGCUGUCUGUCCUGUCAUAUUCUAAUUUAUAUUUCACCUUUUUUUAUACCGACAUUCCUGACACUGCUCUUCCAAUAUUAUUUCCUUCCUUAAUUUUCCUAUAAACACCGAUUUUAAUUCAAUGCGCUGUAUAAUAAUUCUUUCAGACGUCUAUGGUAAUUAUAAUGCUUCCUCUUUAAUGCUACCUCUGUUUUUUAUACAUGUAAAGCUACUUUUCCUGACACUUGAAAUGCUUCAUAUUGUUAAAGUAUAUUCUCACAAGAGUAUUGUGACCAAACCAAAAUGCACUCAUUUUAUCUGUACCUGUCAUAACUGAAAAUAAAUACUGCCCAAGUUGUUUUAUGAAUGCUGAUGGAAUGACACCAAUGCAUGAUGAGUUUUUAUUCUUGUCAUGGUGUAUUGGCUGUGGAAAAUCCCUUGAGCAAAUUCAAUAAAUCUAUAUAUUACA
This is a messenger RNA of Myripristis murdjan (pinecone soldierfish), 1797 nucleotides long. RefSeq names its product uridine phosphorylase 1 (gene upp1). The record is from RefSeq and is a predicted model, not a curated record. Gene Ontology annotation, cellular component: cytosol; cytoplasm. The transcript is spliced from 7 exons. Gene Ontology annotation, biological process: uridine catabolic process; nucleotide catabolic process. Lineage: Eukaryota; Metazoa; Chordata; Actinopteri; Holocentriformes; Holocentridae. The coding region runs from base 257 to 1180 and encodes 307 amino acids. Gene Ontology annotation, molecular function: uridine phosphorylase activity.